GGUUACUGUUGAAUCAAACCUUUAUAGUUUUUAUACACAACUCUGUUUUAUUCUUUUACUUGUCAACUCGACUUAAUGUCAUUCUCUCUCCAUAAAAUAAAAUGUUCAUUGUUUUACUUUAAUUAUCGUUUAUUUUAAAAUUCACAACAGUUACUAGUAUAGGCUUUGCUUUUUACCCCGAAAUAUCCUAAAUCCUGGUAUUUUUUAAAUUGUCUUUAUCAUCCAAAAUAUCAGCUAUUUUUCCCUAAAAAAGGGAGAAUUCCCUAAAAGUGGAAGCACUGCUUCAAAGUACGCUACAUUUUUUAUUGAGUCAGAACUCAUAUCUGCCAUCUAGUGAGUUUAUUAGAUCAUUAAUGCCUAAAAGUUACAAAAAUGACGUCGCCACAGGAGUAAGAUGACGCUAGUUGUAUGUUAUUUUCCUUUGUAUGGGAGUUGCACCCCCCUGUGCUGUCGGCAUAUCUGUCAAAGUACAAGUACUUAGAUGUACCUAAACUUAAUUUAAAAUAAAUUAACAUAAGUGAAAUUACUAGGUACAUUAAUAAAUUCAAUAACUUAUAGUUAACAUCAAUUAUGGAAACAACUGUGGAUGGCCCUUCAGCACCAAAGAAGAAGCUUAAAACUUGCGCUCAGGUGGCCACGAAUGUCGUCGAGCAGAAGCAUCAAGUGUCCAGGGCCAAGAGGAGCAGAGCUCUUGGAAGCAGAGCGUUCAGGGGUAGCACCGUCUGGUUCACGGGGCUAAGCGGCGCUGGUAAAACCAGUAUUGCCUUCGCUCUUGAAGCCUACUUGGUCUCCAAAGGAAUCCCGGCUUACGGCCUCGAUGGAGACAAUAUCAGGACUGGUCUGAACAAAAAUCUUGGUUUCACGAAAGAAGAUCGCGAGGAGAACAUACGGCGUGUUGCCGAAGUUGCCAAGCUGUUUGCAGACAGCGGCGUCGUUUGUCUGUGCAGUUUUGUGUCGCCAUUCGCUGAGGAUCGUGAAGUGGCUCGUCGUAUUCACACGGAUUCCGACCUUCCGUUCUUCGAAGUGUUCAUCGAUACUCCUUUGGAGGUAUGCGAACAGAGGGACACUAAAGGGCUUUAUAAAAAAGCAAGAGACGGCCAGAUUAAGGGUUUCACGGGAAUAACCCAGGAGUAUGAGCGUCCCGAAGCCCCCGAGCUGAUCGUGUCCACCGUGGGACGGAGCAUCGUGGAGUCCACAAUGGACGUCAUCCGACUGCUGGAGUCCCAGGGUAUCAUUCCGAGCCUCGAGAGCAACCGUUCUGGAGUUGAAGAGCUCUUCAUCCACGGGAACAGGCUCACCAGCGCCAUCGAGGAGGCGGCCCGGCUACCACAGAUUGAACUGACGACACUCGAUUUGCAAUGGGUUCAGGUUUUAUCCGAAGGAUGGGCGUAUCCUUUAAAGGGAUUUAUGCGGGAAACCGAGUACUUACAGGCGCUUCAUUCGAACUGCGUUACGCUGCCGGACGGGUCGCUAGUGAACCAGUCGGUGCCGGUGGUGUUGCCGGUGUCGGCCGAGCUGAAGGAGCGGCUGGCGGGCGCGGCGGCGGUGGCACUCACGCGCGGCGGCCGGCCCCUCGCCGUGCUGCGUGGCCCCGAGUUCUACCCGCACCGGAAGGAGGAGCGGUGCUCGCGGCAGUUCGGCAUAUACCACGCCGGUCACCCCUACAUCAAGAUGAUCAAAGACUCCGGUGACUGGCUGGUAGGCGGCACCCUGGAGGUGUUCGAGCGGAUCCGUUGGAACGACGGCCUGGACUCGUACCGCCUCACCCCCAACGAGCUCAGACAGAAGUUCAAGGACCUGGGGGCUGACGCCGUGUUCGCGUUCCAGUUGCGGAACCCGAUCCACAACGGGCACGCGCUGCUGAUGCAGGACACGCAGCGGCAACUGGUCGAGAGAGGAUUCAAGAAACCCGUGCUCUUGUUACAUCCGCUCGGCGGUUGGACGAAAGACGACGACGUGCCUCUAGAAGUGAGAAUAAAACAACACAAAGCCGUGCUAAAGGAGGGAGUCUUGGAUCCUAACUCCACUGUCCUGGCCAUUUUCCCGUCCCCUAUGAUGUACGCCGGACCCACUGAGGUGCAGUGGCACGCCAAGUGUCGCAUGAACGCCGGCGCCAACCACUACAUAGUGGGGCGCGACCCGGCCGGCCUGCCGUACCCGCGCGGCGACGGCGACCUGUACGACCCGCGGCACGGCGCCAUGCUGCUCAAGGUCGCGCCCGGACUCAACGACCUGGAGAUAAUUCCGUUCCGCGUGGCCGCCUACGAUACGUCGGUGGGUAAGAUGGCGUUCUUCGACCCGACGCGCAAAGAGGACUUCGACUUCAUAUCCGGAACGAGGAUGAGAGGGCUCGCGAAGGCCGGCAAGGAGCCUCCGAGGGGCUUCAUGGCGCCGACCGCCUGGAACGUUCUCGCCGAGUACUACCAGUCGAUGAAAUCCAAAAUGGAUACGAAUUAACGCACGAAAACAAAUACGUAGUUCAUAAGAUGAUCCCCCGUUGAUCCGUGAAAUCGCGGAUAGUAAAAACAGAAUUAACAAAAGGCGCUCUCUGAUCACGAUUUGAAAUGAACCUUGUAUCGGCUUGGCGGCCUUAAUAUAAAGGUGAAAAUCGCAUAUCACUAAUUUUGCGACUUAGGAUUGAUUAUACGUUGAAUGUCAAUUUAAUUUACCAAAAAUGGUAUCAUUGAAAUUUUGAAGUACUUCAUGAUUCUGAGAUUUGGAAAGUACAAACAAUUGGAAUUGUUUUUAUUUUUCUUCUGUACUAACAAUAGUUUGUGGUUUUCAAUUCAUAACUACGUCACGUAAUAAAUAGAUAUUUACUUUUAGUUUUAAUUUCGCAUUUUUUUAUUGUGUUUAUGCUAUUUUAUUAUUCAUCUCGAAUACUUUAUAGUCUACGUCACCACAUCAGAAUCAUAGUUGUAUUUACCACUAGCGGAAAUCUAAGAAAGUAUUAUGUUAAAAUAUUUACUAUUUUAUAUAAUAUAUUAACAUAAUAAUUAAUAUUUAUAUUAAUAAUUAAUAUUAAAGAAAAAUAUUACGUUCAGUUCAUUUUUGUGUUUAGACAGCGCCUUAAUUGAUUCUUUAAAAAAACUUUAUCAAAAGGAUAUUAUUCGGCUGUUUUGAAUUAGUCAUUACACAUUUUAAUUUAUUGUAUAUUAUUGACGGUAUAUGUCGAUCGCUGCUACAAUUUCAGUAUUGAAUAUAGAAGCGUAUUUUAUUAUAUAGAGCAUACGGUGAAAUUUAUUGAUACACACAUUUGUAAUCAAGUAUUUUAGGAGAUUAAACCAAACCCAAAGCGUUUGUGUGAUCUAAGCUAUAAUUAUAUUAUAUUUUAUAUUGAAAACUUGAAUAUGGGGUAGUGUAGUGCUUUUUUUUUUGUCGAUAUUAUAGAAUACUACUUUACAUAUUUUAAUUUUAUUUAAUGUUUGCUUAUAUAGCAAUAAAAUACUAGAACUGUUUAAAAUAACAAAGAUUUAUAUCUUCGUAGAAGAUUUGAGGCCGCCAGCGUAAAAGUCGCCUAAGCCACAAUUUUUCAUAUUCGUGCAAUAUUGUAAUUUAUUAAAAACAUAAUAAAUUUUGAUGCAAAACCGGCCGGCCAACCCGUAGUUUCGCCCAUAGAUAACAGAUGACUUUGUAAACAUUAUUUUUGCCCGUAUUGUAAUUGCCUACGAAACGGUGUUAAAGUAAAUUCAAACCUCAUUAUCUCCCUAUUAUGGAUAUGGUAAGCUUAGGCUACUUCUGUGCUAACCGCCUUAUUGUAGUCCACAAAGAAGCCGUCACAAGAGCACACGCUCUAAACUUAAACUGCGUUGAAAAAGGCGAAGAAAGAUGCGUGUGUCCUCAUCGAAUAAUAAUUAUUAUCUAUAUUAGAACGAAUUUAAAAGAGGCUAUUGCCACACCACAUAGAUAUCGGACCUUAUCUCAAGUCAUAUACGUCAAAGAUUUAUUAGUGGUAAUGCUCCGAACUAAAUUUACUUGCGGGGUUGCCAUACAACCCUAUUUCCCCUACUCAAUAGAAAACUUAUUGAGACUGGUUGGUAGGACCUCUUGUGAGUCCGCACGGGUAGGUACCACCUCCCCUCCUAUUUCUGCCGUGAAGCAGUAAUGCGUUUCGGUUCGAAGGGUGGGGCAGCCGUUGUAACUAUAAUGAAACCUUAGAACUCAUAUCUCAAGGUGGGUGGCGGCGUUGACGUUGUAGAUGUCUACGGUCUCCAGUAACCACUUACACCAGCUCGUCCAACCAUCUAAGCAAUAAAAAAAACACUAUAGUAUUGAUAAUGAAGUAAAAGUGGAUUGUGCUAACGACAUUGGCAGUGCCCACGAUUGAUGGUAAUCACUCGCCAUUAGAUGGGCCGUAUGCUUUCUCCUUCCCUCUCUCGUUAACUACGAUUAAUUUUGCUAACGCGUAACCCGGUUUCCUGUGACUCACGGUAUAUAACAUGCGAUGCAAACGUUUGUUGACAUUUUCAUUCGCACGUUCCUACGCUGGUGGUACAAUAAUGGAAACCUUCCCUGAAAUGACAAUAACAACUGUCCAAAAUUUGAUCUCAUGCGGUUAAUUCACAAGCAAUUACACAUAAAUAUGUAUUAAAAACAUCUUUAAAUUGAGCGCGUCGAAUCGGCCCAUUGCAAUCCAUUCGGUAAUGAAUCGAACAAGAAUGUGAAUGAAAUAAAUAUCUCGAUUUCACUAUGUGAUUAUUCGUGUUCACUACUUAAAACUCGGGUUUGGGGCGACGGAGAGUUAUCGGCACAUCUAGUUAUUUACUAAUGUAAUACAAUACUAUUACGUUAUCUUAAGCAAAUAAUAAAGGAAUAAAAACAUCAUAGAUAUGCUCGUCAUUUCAGUUCGAAUUUCGUAAAACACGAUCAGUGAACGCAGUGUAUGAGACCGUUGAACUCGUAUGUCGGUCGAUGGUAAAUUUGUAUUCCAUUGCGUGCAGUGUAAAUACUAACACGACCGCCUGCCUUCGGUUUAGGAACGGUUCUUUACUCUCGGUAUGUGAAGAAGACGGUUGAUAGAAGAAAUGAUAAACGAAAAAAAAAACAGUAGAUUUUAAACUCAAGUACUAGGUACAGUUGAAAAUACAAGUACAAUAUUAUCGCUAGUUUUAAUCCUUAAAUUCAGUCGGAUUGUUACGCAUUCUGAAAAGAAGUUUAUCUAUUAAGCGCGAAAAGGUUUUACGAAUUCUAAAAAAUAGUAUUGUAAAUAUAAAAUUUUAGAAGUUCUUCCUGUUAAUAAAUUAUAAGGUUAAUAAUAAAUUAUAAAGUGUUUAAUCACUGCAUUAUUUGCGAAUGAAAUCUGAUUUGUUUAACAUUCCUGUUGACUAUUGUACUCGUAAGAUUAUUUGUUAAACUAAGCAUUCCUACGAAAUGUUUUUGUGCAAUUUAUUUUGAUAUUAUUUUGCUUUGAUAUAUAUAUUUUUUUUAUGUAUGUAUGUAUGUAAUAUAAACAAUUCUACAACAUAUUGUUAAGUGUGGUGGGACACUUAUUUGAGUAUUUUAAUUUACGAUUUGUUAAAAUAAAUUAUGGUGCUUGUAAAGCUGUAUUUAAUAUUUGAAAAUAAACGACUUAAAUUUAAA
Messenger RNA from Bombyx mori (domestic silkworm), 5580 nucleotides. RefSeq names its product bifunctional 3'-phosphoadenosine 5'-phosphosulfate synthase (gene Papss). The record is from RefSeq and is a predicted model, not a curated record. The transcript is spliced from 14 exons. NCBI's taxonomy places the organism in Eukaryota, Metazoa, Arthropoda, Insecta, Lepidoptera, Bombycidae. Gene Ontology annotation, molecular function: ATP binding; adenylylsulfate kinase activity; sulfate adenylyltransferase (ATP) activity. Gene Ontology annotation, biological process: 3'-phosphoadenosine 5'-phosphosulfate biosynthetic process; sulfate assimilation. Bases 571 to 2457 code for a protein of 628 amino acids.